CCAAGGUAGAAACUAUAAAGAAAACAACUACUACACUGUGCGAUAAUGUCAAUAUAGAGAGAGAGGUUUUCGUUUUACAGAGAGAGAGAGAGAGAGAGUCAGUGACAAGCACCAGAAGAAGUAGCUAGCACCCAAACCACGCCAGAUUUUGGAUAAUAUAUAAUCUAAUCUCCAUCGCUCUUAGAUCCAUUGAGUUUGUUCUUUCACAUCAUGAUUUUCACCGCGUCAACCGGUUGAGCACACAGAAUAACAAAGAGUUAUCAAGAAAUGGGUUUGAUCACGACCCUUCCAUGAGUCACAUGCCCUCAUAGCUCAAGAGUUAAAAUCGCCUUCUUUUUUUGUGUGUUUGUGGAAUUUGUUCAUGUGGGUCAUUCUGAUUCCCUUCGAUUGCGGAGAUAAUUUACCUUCUAGUUCCUUCAAGAAUUGGGUUUUCUUUGAAAGAAAAGUCUUUUUGAGGUGGCUCAGCUAAUUUUAAUGAGCCAUGGGGGAGCAUGUAGCAGCGUUGCACACUGCUACCAAUGCUUUGCAAGCAUUAGGGAGGGGCUUUGAUGUGAACUUUGAUACGAGGUUGCUUUAUUGUAAAGGAGUUUCAGGGUCUAGGGUAGUUGAGAUUGAUGAAGAACACCGUAGGGAGCUGUGGUUGUACGAGGAUUUGGCUGUUCCUGACGUUUCCAGGGACAUUGGAAGCUCUCAGGAGCCUAUGGUGCGUCAGAGUUCUGGAGUACGGAGUUUCCGAGAGAUGGUGGAAUACUUUAAUGAUAGGGCAAAUAUAUCAGGGAGCUUUCCUCUUGGGAGCUUUAACUCUGCAUUUAGCUUCACUGGUUCUAAACAUGUUGAUGAUGCAGCCACAAAAACUUUGUCUUCAGAUGGGUUUUACAUUCCUCUGGCAAAGGUUCAGCUUAAAAAAUCCCACUUAACGUUGCAAGAAAAUGUCAAAAGGGCUGUUCCUGCCAAUUGGGACCCACCGUCCUUGGCAAGUUUUAUUGAAAAUUUUGGAACUCAUGUUAUUACGUCAAUAACUAUUGGUGGUAAAGAUGUUAUUUAUGUUAAACAACACCAUACUUCUCCUUUGUCAAAGCUGGAGAUGAAAAAUUAUAUUCAGGAUAUUGGAAAUCAGAGGUUUUCUGACAUCAAUAGCCAUACAAGUUCAGGGCAAACAAAAUCCAAGGAUAAGGGUGUUGAUCCAUUUUCAUUCAAUAGUCAAGGGGUUUACCCUCAACCCACAACUGCAACAUAUCCUACUGGGAAAGAAGAUGUUACAGUCAUUUUUAGAAGAAGAGGAGGAGAUGAUUUGGAGCAAAACCACAAUAAAUGGUUAAAAACUGUCAAGUCCUCCCCAGAUAUCAUUGAGAUGACUUUCUGUCCUAUAAUUGAUCUCCUUGAUGAAAUACCUACCAAGGAGCAUUUGAUUCGUGCCAUUGGUCUUUAUCUUGAAUAUAAACCUCCAAUUGAAGAACUUAGAUAUUUCCUAGAGUUUCAGCUUCCUUGUGUAUGGGCUCCUUUACAAGACAGGAUACCUGGUCAACAAAGGAAGGAACCUGUGUGCCCAUCUUUGCAAUUCAGCAUAAUGGGCCAGAAACUUUACGUCAGUCAAGAACAGAUUACCGUGGGACGUAGGCCGGUAACCGGCUUACGUCUUUAUAUAGAAGGAAGCAAGCAGAAUCGGCUGAGCGUUCAUGUUCAACACUUGGUAUCCCUUCCGAAAAUCCUUCAUCCAUAUUGGGACAGCCACGUAGCCAUUGGCGCGCCCAAGUGGCAGGGACCCGAGGAGCAAGACAGCCGGUGGUUUGAGCCAGUCAAGUGGAAGAAUUUUUCUCAUGUAAGCACUGCACCAAUCGAGAACCCUGAAACCUUCAUUGGAGACUUCUCCGGCGUCUUCAUAGUCACUGGAGCACAACUUGGAGUGUGGGAUUUCGGUUCACGCAAUGUGUUGUACAUGAAGCUCUUGUAUUCAAGGUUACCCGGCUGCACAGUCCGGCGAUCACUGUGGGAUCAUGUCCUGAACAAGUCGCCAAAAACACUGAAUAAUGCUGGAAACACCUCCAACCCAGAUAGUAACUCAGCCCUUAGUUCUAGAGAAAAUGCCACAGGGAACAAGUUGGUGAAGUAUGUUGACUUGUCUGAGAUGAUCAAAGGACCCCAAGACCCUCCUGGCCAUUGGUUAGUCACUGGUGGAAAGCUUGGUGUUGAGAAAGGGAAAAUUGUUUUGAGAGUGAAAUAUUCAUUGCUUAAUUACUGAUUCCACCUUCCAAGUUUCUGCAUGCAGUGGUGGCCUGUGUUAGAAGAAGCAGUGUUUUAGGUGCCUAUAAUUUGACCUUGUAAAACCAUUUUGUGGUUUGAUGAUCUGAGUUGAAUAGGAAGCUUUUACUCUUAGUUGAUUAUGAUCCGUAGAUGCAUGCUGUGAUGUGAUGUCCAUAUCUCAUAGGAGUUAGAACCUGUUUCCACCAUGCCCCAUUUUAAAGUAAUGUUUAUAUCCAUAUAGCAUUGAGAAUACAAACUGACAAAAUCCUUUGCUUCACCUUUCUCUCUACAACAAAACAAGAGGGUUUCAGAAAGGGGAAAAGAAGGUUAGUGAAGUCUUGAACUCUCUUAUCAUCUGUCGUUUUCUUUUGUGAGAUAUUCCUUAACGAGUUAUGCAUAUGCUUGUGCAUUAGCAACUAACAAUACUAUUCUGAAACCUUGUGUGUUGCAAA
Cajanus cajan (pigeon pea) is the source of this 2693-nucleotide messenger RNA. RefSeq names its product MACPF domain-containing protein CAD1. Lineage: Eukaryota; Viridiplantae; Streptophyta; Magnoliopsida; Fabales; Fabaceae. Gene Ontology annotation, biological process: regulation of salicylic acid mediated signaling pathway; plant-type hypersensitive response. The record is from RefSeq and is a predicted model, not a curated record. Gene Ontology annotation, cellular component: plasma membrane.